Molecule: messenger RNA, 1329 nt
Organism: Rhopalosiphum maidis (corn leaf aphid)
Lineage: Eukaryota; Metazoa; Arthropoda; Insecta; Hemiptera; Aphididae
Exons: 2
Coding region: 102-809 (235 amino acids)
Source: RefSeq, a predicted model, not a curated record
CCUCGUUGCGGCCAGUGUAACCCGCGACGUCCGACCAUGCGCAGACGCCAGGACCACAGCUGCAGCCGGCACGUCGCGACGACACCGUGAAGAGACGAGAUAUGCGCGGCACUGCGCUCUUCGCCACCGUCACCGUCCUCCUAACCCUUUUGGUAUCGCAUUGCGCGGGCCGCCCUUGGCAUCAUCAUCGGCGGCAGCAGCGGCAGAGACCAUCAGUGCCGCCAACGCGACCGGCGGCGACGGCUGCCUCGAUUUAUGCAGAGUACGAUGAUCCGUCUGUGGCCUUGAACGGUCAGCCGCCCUCGUCGGAUCAGAGCCUGCUGCAGCAGGAACCACCGGAACCGGAUUACGGGGAACCAGGGCAGAUGUUCGUAGAACCGGAACGAGUGUACGCGGAACCGGAACAGAACUACGAGGUGGACGAGGCGGUGAGCGUGCUGAGCGACGGGCGCGUGCACGGCGUUCAGCAGCAACCGGCGCCGACGACCGCAGUGCCCGUGAGUUACGACGUCAGCAGCACCACCGCUACUGGCAACACCGACAUCUCCAUCACCGGCUUCACCACUACCACUACCACGACCACGACUCAGCCGGUGGAACCCCGGAAGAGCGGUUAUGUGGUGGACGGAAAACACUACAGGAAGUACAGGGUCGAGGAAGAGACGCCGGACGGGUUCAUCGUGGGCGAGUACGGAGUGGUCAGCCACCACGACGGCACCACCAGGGGUGUUCGAUACACGGCCGACAGCAGCAUCAACCCGCGAGUCAUCUACGAAGCACUGGCCAAGUUCUUGGCUCUCAGGCGGUAGACUGCACCGCGGACGGACGACGGGCCAGCCGGAUGAUGUUUAGCUGACAUUUAUCGCACUUCACAGAAUACUUAUUACUAUAGUAUAUAAUAAUCGUGGACUAUAAUAUCGUAGUGUAGGUCGGUUCGCUGUCGUUCGAAACUAUCUUAUUUUUUUUUUUUUAACGAAAUUUCUAGUCAGGUUCUAUUAUACUUGUCGCCGCCGCCACCGCCGCUAUCGUCGUCGCCAAUCGCAGCCGGCUUCAAAACAAAUAAAGUGAAGACCAACAACAAACAUCGUACUCAAACAUGAUAAUGAUAAUAGCAUUAUAAAUAUUUAUUACGCGCGCGUAUUGUCCGAAUCGUUUUUAGUGCCAUUUUCCGCCAACAGUGUGAUGAAACUAUACGUAUAGAAAAUGUACUCUCACUCGGUAUAUACAUAUAAUAUAUUUUACUGUGACUGAAAGAAAAUUUGGAAAAAUGUAGAUUCAUAUGACAAUAAAUAUUAUGUUUCGAUUGAAAUAAAUGUGCGUAACAUACAA